AUGGGUGCAAUAAGUAGAUACCUUCUGAAGAAAGCAGCAGAUGGGCUUAAAGAUGAGCAGAGAUUGAAGAUUGAAAUGUCCGAUAGCAAGACCCUUCCGGAGUGCUUUCAUUUUAAUAGGGAAAGAAGAAUGCCCAUAGCCGAGAUAAACGGCGAGGAUGGGUUUUUCAUGUUUCCAUCUCAGCAAUCGCUUGAAAAUUUCGAAAACACUAAAAAGAAUUCGAAUGAGCUGAGUCGAGAUGCAAUUGGUAUUCCACUAUUCCAAAUAAUUAAUUCCACCUUACCAUUUGGUAAAAGAGGUAGUCACAAUAAGACGGUCAACAAUGUACUGUCAUAUAAAAUUUUCAAAUUUAUUUUAAGGACGGCAGAGGAACCUCCCCCCUAUGCUGUAGCAAAAAUCGUUUCCUCGAACAACGGAUUAGUAUUGUACAAAGUGCCCCUUUAUGACAUAUAUAAAAAUGUUAGCCAAAUAAACAUAACUUACAACUUUUUAGGGGCCAUGUCUACGGAGCCCAACUCACUAGCAAUGGCUCAUCGAGAAGGAUACAGGGAUUUAGACACUAAAGUAAAUAAUUUAAAUCUUCGGUGGCAUGUCACUUAUUCGCCUGUUGUCAUCAACGAUCAUUAUAAACUAACUUUGUUAGAAGAUUAUGAAGUUAACCGUUUCGAUGAAGAUGCCAUCAGGACUGCCAAAAAAAGGAUACCCACUGACCAAAAAGAUCAAAAAGGUCAGAGGUUCGUAGCUGCUCACUAUACUAGAGAGUUCUCAACAUCUCUUUUCAGGUGGGUUUCUCAGGAAGGCCACUUAAUUCUUGGCGAGUAUUGCACGGAUCAAGGAUCAUUUGGAUUGCAUAAUAUUCCACCAUUGACGGAAGAUCUCGGGUGUCAAAGCCUACUCAUUCAUUACAUAGAGUACAUGAAGAGACAACCUAAAAGAGUUGUGAGAGAAACAAGAAAACAAAAUAGAAGGAACCUUGCAAACACAACCAACAUGAGAGGGAACCUAAUGUAG
Messenger RNA from Saccharomyces paradoxus, 1011 nucleotides. RefSeq names its product Dia1p (gene DIA1). The coding region runs from base 1 to 1011 and encodes 336 amino acids. The transcript has a single exon. NCBI's taxonomy places the organism in Eukaryota, Fungi, Ascomycota, Saccharomycetes, Saccharomycetales, Saccharomycetaceae. The record is from RefSeq and is a predicted model, not a curated record.